This is a messenger RNA of Actinia tenebrosa (Australian red waratah sea anemone), 1924 nucleotides long. RefSeq lists its product as uncharacterized. The record is from RefSeq and is a predicted model, not a curated record. Lineage: Eukaryota; Metazoa; Cnidaria; Anthozoa; Actiniaria; Actiniidae.
AAAUUAAAUGUUAUAUACAUUUCGCUUUCCAUUUCUUUAAGUUUUGGCUGGUACCAGUUGGACGUCAUCUUACUAGGUAACCAGGCAACAUUGUAGGUCCCUUCAAGAGGACUGAGUAAUAUAACUUUGGCAUUAUAAUCCUAUCAUGAUACUCUCUUCUGUGCCUCUAAAGGCCUCCGUAUGCUGAUUUGUCUGCACAUAAAGUUUAAGACACAUAAAAUGAGAUGCCGAGAGCUGAGGUUACUUCUGCGAAUAGAGGACGCCAUGUUUACGUCCUCAAGAAAAGACUUUACAAAACCGGUUUCCUCGUAUUAAUUACCAUAAGCUUUAUCUACACCUGGUUGACAUGGGAGCCAUGGUCACUAUGGCAACAAGAAACUACUGUGGUUACUUUAAAAGAGGACUGGGCGUUGGAUUUGGCUGAUAAGGAUGCGAUCAACAAAAGAGCGUUCGAGUUUCAUUGGUGUCGCAUGCAAAGAUCAAGACUUGACUGGAAAGGAAUUAUGGCGCCGUGUUCUGGAAACACACAUUGGGGAAAGGUUCCUCCACACUGGAGAGACAACCCUGUUACAGACCCUGAAACAAGCUACCUCUUUAAGUGGGACAUCAACCCUGCUGGAGGAUUCAGCCGAUUUUUUAUCCAAUCACAGACGUCGGAAGGAAUUCCGAAGCUGAUUGGUGGAGAUGCCUGGCGAGUGCAUCUGAUAGGACCAGCGUACAUUGCACCUACUGUUAUUGAUCAUAGAAACGGUUCAUAUGAAGUUUUGUUUCUUCCUAUGGAGCAUGGAGUAUAUCGGGCUGAGAUUAUGUUGGAUUAUUCUCUGUGCAAUGGACUGAGGGAUCCUCCUGUUGAUUGGUUUAUCAAAGGCAAUGCACAAGGUAAAGGUCAGCGGUAUCCUGAAGUAGACAAAAACCGAGAUUAUCUACUUGCUCAGUUGUGGGGGAACACUACCCCAGUGGAUAUUACAAUACCACCCCCAGAAGAAGGUGCUAAUACAAUGAUUAAACAAAGUAUCCUAGCCAGUGAAGCCAAGUGUAACAUUGGUUGUAACUUAUUAUGGGAUGGAUUUGGUAGAUGGAUCGGAAGCACAUGGCAGCCUUACAUUACGAAUGUGCCCCCAUUCCGCAGCCCUCGCUUCAGGCAAGGUACCUUCUGUUCCUAUGGCGACUCGGUCAGCGAUUUUUUUGCGAUGUCGCUCAGAUACCGCAAAAUUUGUCGAGGCGUCUUUAGAUACUGCAUUGGAAAAUACAACUGGAUUUAUCCUAUCGUGAACUACACCAUCGACAAGACCAAAACUGAUGACUUGGACUUUGAUGUGGAGAGAAUUUUGGAUUCCGUGCGUGAGGUGCUUAGAAACGAUACUGUGAUGAACCACGAGAGCGUAUUUCUCAUCAAUUGUGGACUUCAUUACGUUGAAAGUGUGAAUUUUACGAGCUAUCAACAGUUAAUUAACGGAUUAAUAAAAGUCUUCAAAGAAACAUAUCUGGAUCGCUCGACCAAUCGUAUUAGGCCUUUCUACGAAGGGCGUAUCAUUUGGAAAACCACGACUGCAAUUAACAAGCAAAGAGCGACGAACAUUCAACUGGGUCGUCGUCGUUUCUUGACAUUUCAGCGUGUUUUACUAUACAAUGCCUAUGCUUCGUGGGCCAUGUGUAAAGCAGGAAUCUUUAUCCUCGAUGUCUAUCCAAUAUCUGAUUCUUACCCGUGGGGGACUGGUACUCAUGGUAGUCGGAUACCGGCGCCUAACGACGUAGUACAUUACAGCAACCUUGCCUUCAAGCCAGCAGAAGAUCUACUAGAAAGCAUGUUUGAACCUUAAUGAAUAUCGUACAAUCCUAAAAUUGAUUGUGAACACAUGUGGCACCCAUUUUGAUCAGUAAACAAUUAUUGGUCAAGUAUCUUGAUUUAUAAAAUAAAUCAAAU